This is a messenger RNA of Pseudomyrmex gracilis, 4412 nucleotides long. RefSeq names its product proton-coupled amino acid transporter-like protein pathetic. Gene Ontology annotation, cellular component: vacuolar membrane. The coding region runs from base 516 to 2048 and encodes 510 amino acids. The transcript is spliced from 6 exons. NCBI's taxonomy places the organism in Eukaryota, Metazoa, Arthropoda, Insecta, Hymenoptera, Formicidae. Gene Ontology annotation, biological process: amino acid transmembrane transport. The record is from RefSeq and is a predicted model, not a curated record. Gene Ontology annotation, molecular function: amino acid transmembrane transporter activity.
CUACGCCGCGCGCGAUGUACCGUACAUAAAGGGAUGGAUAGCGUUCGUGGAUAGAAUAACCAGAAUGUAGUUUAGGAUACGCAGUUUAGUUUAUUCGCCGCCGGCCGGUCGCAGACACUCGUCGUCGCAACGUGUCUCUUUUACACCGCGUUUACCCGCGUUGACUCUCACGUUUUCUUCGUCGGAUACCAUUGCGAAGCGUCUUAAGAUAGAUUUUCUUCGUCUUCGUCGGACGCGCUCCUCGUUGAAACAAAUGUGAACGUAGAAACUGGGCAUAGAUGUGAAUAAUUUCGACGAUUCUCAUUUGUACCCCCGCAAAAAAACAAAUAUUGAUUUUUCAAAAACAACAUUUUCUUUUCGAACAUUGAACAUUUUUAUUAGUUCGACAUUAAUUGAUUCGUAACGAGUGCACGCUCUUGCUGUUGCCUCAAGUGUUCUCAAAACGCAUCAAUGAAUGACCGUUUCGUACAUGUGCGAAUAACAUCUACGCUUCUGCGACGUCUUGACGCGAGAAAAUGGGAAACACUGAUAGCACCCACGACGUGGAAAUGAGUUCGCUGUCGGAAGGAGUGACAGUGGCAGACAGUCAUCCUCACAUUAGGAGAACGCCAAUGCGGCCAAUAAUAGCGGAAUACGAGCCAAAGAAGCAAGGUGUGAAAACAGAACUCACAGACGUGGUGCUUGUCAAAUAUAAGUGUGAGAAAAAUGACGUGCCCAUUACGGUCACGAACGGCUCGACUUUGCCGCUCGUGGAACGACCAACGGACGAAGAGGCCGCUCUUUACGACCCGUUUGAACACCGCAAACUUGCUCAUCCCACUUCGGACCUCGAUACUCUCAUACAUCUGCUCAAGGGUAGUCUGGGCACGGGCAUUCUCGCGAUGCCAAUGGCCUUCCGCAACGCCGGUCUCGCUUUCGGUCUCUUUGCCACUUUCUUUAUCGGCGCGGUUUGUACCUACUGUGUCCAUAUACUGGUCAAGUCCGCUCACCUUUUGUGCAGACGAUUGCGGACACCUAGUCUGGGAUUCGCUGAUGUUGCCGAAGCAGCAUUCUUGGUGGGGCCGGAGCCUGUUCAGAAAUAUGCCAGGCUCGCCAAAGCGACAAUUAACUUGUUCCUGGUGAUUGACCUGAUUGGUUGUUGUUGUGUGUAUAUUGUCUUCAUCUCGACUAACCUCAAGGAAGUUGUGGAUUAUUAUACAGACACGGAUAAGGAUCUACGAAUGUACAUGGCGCUGCUACUACCAGCACUCAUCAUUUUCUCUCUAGUGAGAAAUCUCAAAUAUCUUGCGCCGUUCUCCAUGGUAGCGAAUGUGCUAAUUGCCACUGGAAUGGGCAUUACUUUUUAUUAUAUCUUUCACGAACUGCCUGCCAUUAACGAUGUACCAAAAUUCUCGAGCUGGUCCCAGUUGCCGCUCUUUUUUGGUACCGCUAUCUUUGCUCUAGAAGGUAUCGGUGUUGUCAUGCCUUUGGAGAACAACAUGAAGACACCAUCACACUUUAUCGGCUGCCCAGGUGUUCUUAAUACCGGCAUGUUCUGCGUUGUAUUGUUGUAUACUACCGUCGGUUUCUUCGGUUAUUGGAAGUAUGGCGAGAACACAAAGGCAUCCAUAACGCUAAAUCCUCCUCAGGACGAGGUUUUGGCGCAAUCCGCUAAGAUGAUGAUUGCCGUUGCGAUUUUCCUCACUUAUGGACUACAAUUCUACGUGCCUAUGGAAAUCAUUUGGAAAAACGCCAAGCAAUAUUUCGGUUCCCGGAGAUUGCUCGGCGAGUAUAUUCUUCGUAUUUUGUUGGUAAUCUUUACUGUUUGCGUGGCGAUUGCUAUCCCUAAUUUGGGCCCAUUUAUCUCUCUGGUUGGAGCUGUGUGCUUGUCUACGUUAGGUCUCAUGUUCCCAUCGGUUAUCGAAUUAGUGACAAUGUGGGAGCAGGAAAACGGCCUCGGCAAAUGGAACUGGCGGUUAUGGAAGAAUAUCGCCAUUAUCGCCUUCGGUGUAUUAGGUUUCAUUACUGGCACAUACGUCAGUAUACAAGAAAUAGUGGAGAACAAAUGAAAUCGACCAAGUCUGGGAAGAAGAGCGGAUCACAACGGCCGCUCGCUUAUAUCACUCGUCGUUCGACAUUGCUUGAACCACGAGUAUCACGAGUAUGAGCGGAGCAUGCGCGGAAGUGGUCGUCGCGACGUCAACGACGGCAAUAACAAUGCGACGCUGUCGACGGUCAAGUACGGGAUGCAAUUCUCUUCGAUUUUUCUUAUUCUGUUGGUAAGCGUAACGCGCUAUCAGCAACGACGACAACGAAGAUAUUUGAACGAAUCUUCGCGUGACUUGAAUUAUCAUUAAUUAUUUUUUUAACAUCAAACAGGUUUGUAUUACGCGCAUCGUGUACGGUCGAUCAGAAUUACGAAAAGCUCAUGACAGGACACCCGAUGAUUUGUCAUUACUUAUUAUUGAUCAGCAUUAUUUUUAGCAAAAUACUGAUUGAUGCAAGAAACACGAUCAAUUAAACAUGAGAGGAAUAUUGCAUAUCUAGUUUUGAAAAAAAAAAUAUUUUUUCUCUAUAUUUAUAAUAGUACCUUAUCAUAGUAAUUAUAUUUCAUUCUCUCGAAAAUCGCAAUUUAUUAUUUUUCACUACAUCUUUAAUGAGCACGAUCUUUAAAUUAGAUUUGCAAAAAUUUGUUUUUAUAUCUUAAUUCAAAACAUGUUCAAAACAUGUAUGAGAUAGUUAUACAAUAUAUUAGAAUUAAUUCUAUAGACACUCAGCAUUCAUUGUGUGUUAGUUUCCAGGAUUAAAUUCCAAUAUGACUAUUACAUUAUUUACGAUCACAAUGUUUCAUUAUGUUCUUAAUUAUUAUUUAAUUGCGCGAUAUCGACCGUACUAACAGCAUAUUUUUCUGCAGAUUGUGUGAUCUGUGGAACGGUUUUCUGAAGUAAUAUGGGUAGUAUUUCCUGAGUAUAUACAUAUCUUGUGUAUAUAUACUGAUACAUGUAUACAUUAUAGGUAUACUAUGUGUAUAAACAAAUAUACACGAAUUACCCAUUGUGUUUUGUUGAAAAAAAACAGGAACCACAAUUAUUACAUCCUUAUUCGAUCGAUCAGAUUAUUAUUAUUAUUAUACAAUAAUGAUCUCAGAUAUACAUGCAUGAUUACGCAAGCCGCAGAUACAAGUCUUUGUCACUCUGGUUACAAGCAGAGAUAUUGUAUUAUAUCUUAGUGCAUCCAAAAGAUAUUUCAACAAAUAUAUUUACGCUAAAUAAUAUAAGAUCUUGUUUCACGUUCGAAUUAUUAAAUAAUCCUUAUUUGCUAAUAAUUGUUUAAUAAAAAAAUGAGCGACAAGUAAAACUUUAUACUUAUGUUUUAAUCUUUUUCUAUGUCAUUGAUGUUGAUCGGAUUUCUUUUAAAGUGAGUGACAAUAAAACAUCUUCAUAUAUAUAACAUAUAUAUAUUACUAAAAAAUCAAAUGGUGACGUACUAUGAUUCAUUGUAUUUCGAGUUUUUAUAUGAUUGUGUUAGUAUCACUAAAAGUUUAAUUUAUGUUUAAUAUAAUUUACAUAUAUUUGUUAAGAAGCGAAUAGUCAAUUUUACAAGUUUUGUAAAAUUAAAUAUUGUCAAUGCGGUUUGCAAGUGUCUGAGACCUAUAUAUUAUAAGAAGACGAUCUGUAAACUAUUGUGGUAGGAGAUCGUCGAUUAAUUGUCACAUUGAUUUCUCUUGAACGUUGAUCGAUGUUUAAUUUUAAAAGAAAAAGAAGUUAAAAUUAUAUAUCUAUUUAUCUUGUUCAUGUAUACAUAUAUAUAUAUAUAUAUAUGUACAUAUUAUGUAGAUUUAAUACGUUGAUGAUAAAGUAUAUAUUAUAAAAUAUAUAUUGUACGUUUUUUAAAAUGUGUCUUACAAACAUGAACGUAUCUCAUCUAGUACUUAUCAUUUGUAGUUCGAAGAAAUUUAUUUUUUUAAAUGAUGCGUUUUAGAUGUGAUGAUUAAUCAACGAAAUUCCCGCACAAAUUGCUGAUCUGUUCCUAGUGCAUGAUGCACACAAUCGUACAAAGAAAAUUAAUCCUUUAAGAGUGAUAAACAGAAGAAUGCGUAGUGUGUAAUACAUAUGUCGUGAUACUACUAGUAUAUCUAUUGCUAGUCUGUAUGAUCGCGAGGCAUCGUUGCGCUAUUUCAUUAGUAUGCGAGUAACAAAGAAUGUUUGUUAACUACUUACGAUAUAUUGAUCAUCGAUAACACUUGCGAUUCUUUGAUAAUUGAAAUUGUUUUCCACUUUGAGAAUAAGCGAUAAAUUUUACAAAAAAAAUUUAAAAACCAGUUUAUACACUCAAUAAAAAACAUUAGUAGUAGCAGUUUUCAGGAAAAAUAGGAAUAAAAUGUUCGAAAAUGUUUUCAAACUAUUACAGAUACUGUGUGUAAGAAAUUAAAA